This is a messenger RNA of Eruca vesicaria subsp. sativa (arugula), 1491 nucleotides long. The record is from the annotation of a GenBank genome assembly. Lineage: Eukaryota; Viridiplantae; Streptophyta; Magnoliopsida; Brassicales; Brassicaceae.
UCCGAAGAGUGAACACUCUUAGUCAGAGAAUCUGAGGAAAAUCGCAGAGGGAGAAGUAACAAUGGAGCCAGUCAUAAUCGGUGCGCUAAUUCUGGAUGUUCACGCAAACCCUUCUACCGCACCCAUCUCCGGAACCACUGUCCCAGGCCAGGUAUUGUUUGCACCUGGUGGUGUAGCAAGAAAUGUAGCUGAUUGCAUAUUUAAGCUUGGAGUAAGACCUUUUAUGAUUGGCACUUUGGGGAUCGAUGGCCCAGCCAAUGUAUUGUUGAAAGACUGGAAGCUCUCUACUGAAGGAAUCUUGAGACGUGAAGACAUCAAUACUCCCAUUGUAUCUCUUGUAUAUGAUAUUAACGGAGAAGUUGCUGCUGGCGUUGCUGGUGUGGAUGCAGUUGAGAAGUUUCUGACACCUGAUUGGAUCCAGCGGUUUGGACAAAACAUAAGCUCCGCUCCUGUCCUUAUGAUAGAUGCAAAUCUCAGCACUCUUGCUUUGGAAGCAUCUUGCAAAUUGGCUGCCGAGUUCAAUGUUCCUGUAUGGUUUGAGCCUGUGUCAGUCACUAAGUCGCAGAGAAUCGCCUCAGUCGCCAAGUAUGUAACUAUAGUAUCACCAAACCAAGACGAGCUCACAGCAAUGGCCAAGACUCUCUGCGCAAGGAGUAUGUUCAAUACCUUUAAACCAGAAGAAAACAAGCUUUCACCAGAAGAUGUAUUCUGUGCGUUGAGGCCAGCCAUUUUGGUUCUCCUUGAAAGUGGUAUUAAAGUGGUUAUGGUAACACUUGGCUCCAAUGGAGCUCUGUUAUGCUCAAAGGGUAACCCGAAGAAGGCUCUCAACAUAAACAGAAAGUUCCCGAAAAGAGUAGAGAUCUUCAAAAGGGUGCAACUCAUAUGUUCACCGAACCGAUUUUCUGAACCGGGAUUUAGUAACAGCACGAGUCUUUUCGCAAUGCAUUUCCCAACCGUCCAAACAAAAGUCAAGAAGCUCACUGGUGCAGGGGAUUGCCUAGUAGGAGGUACACUCGCGUCGCUGAGCGAUGGUUUAGAUCUGUUACAGAGUUUCGCAGUUGGCAUUGCUUCUGCUAAAGCUGCUGUUGAGUCAGAUGAUAAUGUGCCUCCUGAGUUCAAGCUGGAUCUUGUUACUGAUGAUGCGGAGUUGGUUUACAGUAGCGCCAGAAUGUUGUUGGCGCAUCAGUCAUUGCUGUGAAGAAUUAUCUUUUUGUGCUUUUUGGCUUGGUUUUGUUUAUAGUUUGCUCAGCAAGUAGACCAUUUGCUUAGUAGGACUGAACACGGUAUUAAUAGAGAAACCACUGUUGGGGGUGGAUUUACAUCCUCUUUCAAGACCUAUUAAACAAUGAAUUAGGCCCAUAUUAUUAGGAAACCCUAUGUUCCAUUGUUGUAUAAAUAAGGAGACACUCUUUCUUAGCAAAGAGAUCUCUCUUUCUUUCUUAGACCUAGAACACUUCUUAUAAAGAUUUAUAGAUUCACUUUACAUUUCAA